Molecule: messenger RNA, 1539 nt
Organism: Pestalotiopsis fici W106-1
Lineage: Eukaryota; Fungi; Ascomycota; Sordariomycetes; Amphisphaeriales; Sporocadaceae
Product: V-type proton ATPase subunit B
Exons: 2
Coding region: 1-1539 (512 amino acids)
Biological process (GO): proton transmembrane transport; ATP metabolic process
Cellular component (GO): proton-transporting V-type ATPase, V1 domain
Molecular function (GO): ATP binding; proton-transporting ATPase activity, rotational mechanism
Source: RefSeq, a predicted model, not a curated record
AUGGCGGACCCCCGCGAGUCGUCGUCCUACUCCAUCGUGCCGCGCAUUCGGUACAACACCGUCGGAGGUGUCAACGGACCGCUGGUCAUCCUCGAGGGUGUUAAAUUCCCGCGAUACAAUGAAAUUGUCAACCUCACACUGCCCGAUGGCACAGAGCGGUCUGGUCAGGUCCUGGAGGCCAGAGGUGACCGCGCAGUCGUCCAGGUGUUCGAGGGUACAUCGGGUAUCGAUGUCAAGAAGACAAAGGUUGAGUUCACAGGCCAGAGCUUGAAGCUCGGUGUGUCCGAGGAUAUGCUGGGUCGUAUCUUUGAUGGAUCAGGACGAGCCAUCGACAAGGGCCCCAAGGUCCUGGCCGAGGACUACCUCGACAUCAACGGUCAGCCCAUCAACCCGUUCUCGCGAGAGUACCCCGAGGAGAUGAUCUCGACUGGUAUCUCCACUAUCGAUACAAUGAACUCGAUUGCCCGUGGUCAAAAGAUUCCCAUCUUCUCUGCUGCUGGUCUGCCGCACAACGAAAUUGCCGCCCAGAUUUGUAGACAGGCUGGCCUCGUCAAGCAGGCCCAACAGCACGGCAUCACCAACAAGGGAACCCACGACGGUCACGAGGAGAACUUCUCCAUUGUCUUUGGUGCCAUGGGUGUCAACUUGGAAACCGCUAGAUUCUUCACUAGAGACUUUGAGGAGAACGGUAGUCUGGAGCGUGUCACUCUGUUCCUCAACUUGGCCAAUGACCCUACCAUUGAGCGUAUCAUCACGCCUCGUCUUGCUCUUACCACUGCCGAAUACUACGCCUACCAGCUCGAGAAGCACGUUCUCGUCAUUCUUACCGAUCUGUCAGCUUACUGUGACGCUCUUCGAGAGGUCUCGGCUGCCCGAGAGGAAGUUCCUGGACGUCGUGGUUUCCCUGGUUACAUGUACACUGAUUUGUCGACCAUCUACGAACGAGCUGGACGUGUCACUGGCCGAAAUGGAUCCAUUACCCAGAUUCCCAUUCUGACCAUGCCCAACGACGAUAUUACGCAUCCUAUUCCUGAUUUGACUGGAUACAUUACUGAGGGUCAGAUUUUCGUCGACAGACAACUGCACAACCGUGGUAUCUACCCGCCGAUCAACGUUCUUCCGUCCUUGUCUCGUCUGAUGAAGUCUGCCAUUGGCGAGGGAAUGACGCGCAAGGAUCACGGUGAUGUCUCCAACCAGCUGUACGCCAAGUACGCCAUUGGUCGUGACGCUGCAGCCAUGAAGGCUGUCGUCGGUGAGGAGGCCUUGUCCAACGAGGACAAGCUGUCGCUUGAAUUCCUGGAGAAGUUCGAGAGAAGCUUCGUGGCACAAGGUGCCUACGAGAGCCGUUCCAUUCACGAGUCGUUGGAUCUGGCCUGGAGCCUUCUGAGAAUCUACCCCAAGGAACUUCUCAACAGAAUCCCCGCCAAGGUCAUCCAGGAGUACUACCAGCGAUCGGCAGGAAAGGGCAAGGAGAAGGAGAAGGACACCAAGAAGACACACCCAGAAGACCAGCAAGAGGAGAACCUCAUUGACGCAUAA